CAGCCCUCGCGUUCAGCCAACCAGAAAGGAGAAAGAGGAGAGGUGGCUAUUAAAUGGAUACGAAUACUUGGAGAUUUGUCUGCUUUUCUGCGGGUUUUAAGACCACGUUUGCCACGUCUGCGGAUCUGGUGAAUGAGACUGAAAGCUGUCUGAAAAGCGCAUCUUCAAGUAACCAGAAUGGAAGGUACCUUUUGGAUUCUCUUUGGGACACUGGCUUUGGUGAAUGGUGCUCUCAUUCCAGAACCAGAAGUCAAAAUCGAAGUUCUCCAUAAACCUUUCAUUUGCAAAAGGAAGACCAAGUUUGGAGACCUGAUGUUGGUGCACUAUGAGGGAUAUUUAGAGAAAGAUGGCUCACUGUUUCAUUCCACUCACAAGCAUAAUAAUGGCCAACCAACGUGGUUUACUCUUGGUAUAAAGGAAGUUAUCCAAGGCUGGGACAAAGGUUUGAAAGAGAUGUGUGUAGGAGAGAAGCGCAAAUUAACAAUACCUUCAUCCCUAGCUUAUGGAAAAGAAGGCAAAGGAAAAAUUCCACCUGAAAGCACACUGAUCUUCCACAUUGACCUUUUAGAAAUCAGAAAUGGACCAAGAUCUCACGAGUCCUUUCAAGAGAUGGAUCUUGAUGAUGAUUGGAAGCUAUCUAAAGAAGAGGUAAAAAAGUAUUUGAAGAUGGAAUUUGAAAGACAUGGUGCACCAAUUAAUGUAAGCCACCAUGAUAUUUUGGUUAAAGACAUAUUUAAUAAAGAAGAUGAGGACAAUGAUGGCUUUAUAUCUGCAAGAGAAUUUGUUUAUAAGCAUGAUGAACUAUGAAACAUUGUGUAAAAGGUGACUUAAAAAAAGCAAGUUUGCAAAAUGAAUGGUUCUUUAAAAAAAAUUUUGAGCUGUUACUCAUCAAUGUGUGCAUACAUUAUAACACCUAUUUUUCUACAAGAUCUAUUCCUGACACUAAAUGAUACAAUAUUUAAAUAUAGGACUUAAAUAUUUUAAGGUUUUUAUUUAGGUAGAAGCAUUAUGUGUUGAAGAACAUGAAAUUAAAACAUUUCCAAAAACAAAUAAUAUUGAAAAUACAAUUGUUUACAUUGAAGUAUUUAUUAAGAAUACAUCCGUUGUUCAAGUAUUUCAUUUCUGUGCUCUUAGAACUCUUAAUAUUUUAAAUGAUAGUUGUCACAUUGUGUUAGUAGAUCUCAUUGUUUGUAUAAUUUAUAUAGGACCAAAGAUCUCUUUUAUCAGCAACAUUUUUUGUUAAAAAAAAUAAA
Molecule: messenger RNA, 1253 nt
Organism: Thamnophis sirtalis
Lineage: Eukaryota; Metazoa; Chordata; Lepidosauria; Squamata; Natricidae
Gene: FKBP14
Product: FKBP prolyl isomerase 14
Molecular function (GO): peptidyl-prolyl cis-trans isomerase activity; calcium ion binding
Source: RefSeq, a predicted model, not a curated record